CACUUUUUCCUAUCUUAGAGCCAAAACAAUGGGGGAGGGAGAUUGAAGAACCAAGAAAAAGCCCAAAAAAACCCGAGAAACGAAAAUGUCCGAGAGAGAUUAAUAGGAAAAACCCCGCGUGUUUGGAAGAUCUCGAUUGUAUUGUUCUUUGGAUUUUAGGUGCCUGAGAUUUUGACUUGCCUCUCUGAUCUCUUGAUCGAUUUUUGCCAGCUACAUUGUUGACGGAUCUGAAAAAUUCUCUGGGGUUUCGGAUUUGGCUUUUAAUUUGCGCGGUUUGUUCGGUAAAUUUGGGUCCGGGAUUCGAUCGUUUGGUUAGAGUACGGGAUUCGGUCCGGAGUUUCUGCAGUUUGACGCAUCGGAUCCUCACGGAUCUGGUUGGGAAUUUUUUUGAAUCUGCUAUUAUCGGCGAGUCGAUUCGUCCUCGGCAUUGGUUUUGUUCGAUUUCGCAUUUGUUUAGGUGUUCGUGUUUCGUGGAUUUGAAGAGACAUUGUUGUUGUACAUGGUGGAGAAGAUCGUCAGUUUCUAAGCGGAUUGUCCGAAGAGAUGGAUCCAUUAUCGGCGGUCAGCGAAGAGCUGGCUGAGAUCGAGGGACAGAUCAAUGACAUUUUCCGUGCCUUAUCAAAUGGAUUUCAAAAGCUGGAGAAGAUUAAAGAUGCCAGUAGGCAGAGUAGGCAACUGGAAGAGCUCACCGACAAGAUGCGAGAUUGUAAGAGGCUUAUCAAAGAUUUCGAUAGGGAAGUUAAGGACAUGGAAAGCAGAAGCGAUGUCAACACUAACAGGAUGCUGAACGAGAGAAGGCAAUCCAUGGUUAAGGAACUGAACUCUUAUGUUGCUCUUAAAAAGAAAUUCUCGUCCAACCUUGCUAAUAAUAACAAGCGAGUGGAUCUUUUUGAUGGGCCUGCAGAAGAGAACAUGGAAGAGAAUGUCUUACUAGCUUCAAAUAUGACCAAUCAAGAGCUAAUGGACAAAGGAAACAGGAUGAUGGAUGAUACAGAUCAAGCAAUUGAAAGGGGUAAAAAGAUUGUUCAAGAAACUAUAAACGUUGGAACAGAUACUGCGGCAUCUCUCAAGGCUCAGACCGAGCAAAUGAGUAGGGUUGUCAAUGAGCUUGAUUCUAUUCAUUUCUCAAUCAAGAAGGCCUCAAAGCUGGUGAAGGAAAUUGGUAGGCAGGUUGCCACUGACAAAUGUAUCAUGGCAUUCCUCGUACUCAUUGUCAUCGGUGUCAUAGCAAUCAUCAUUGUCAAGAUUGUGAACCCAAACAACAAGGACAUACGUGACAUCCCAGGCUUAGCUCCACCCGCCCAGACUCGGCGCCUACUCUGGACCCAUUACUGAAAGGAAAGCCCCUGGUACGUUUCAAUUCAUGUUCAUGUUCAUGAUGAUGAUGAUGGAUGAUGAUGAAUGAUGAUGAGUGAUGUUGAUGAUGAAUGAUGGUGAUGUAUUGGGGGGCAUCACAACUGCAUACUCACCAGAGAAAUGAACCUGCCUUCUCUUAGGAUCCGCCCACCCCCUCGGGUGCAUUUGAGAUUUUUUCUUUUUGUCGUUGCAUGAACUGAUCCAUCUUUUUCUACGUGUUGUAAUAUACUAACGAGUCCUGUCUGCGUGCUAUUUAUAUUUAUCCCUGUAUUCUUACAACAUACGGACCUUGUUUGGACUUCGGAUGUUUUGUAAUAAAAGAUUCUUGUUCGGUGUUGAGAAAUUUAUCUAAAUGUAAUGAAGUAUGAACAUUUGGUGAUAA
Molecule: messenger RNA, 1738 nt
Organism: Tarenaya hassleriana
Lineage: Eukaryota; Viridiplantae; Streptophyta; Magnoliopsida; Brassicales; Cleomaceae
Product: novel plant SNARE 11
Exons: 10
Coding region: 544-1335 (263 amino acids)
Biological process (GO): vesicle fusion; retrograde vesicle-mediated transport, Golgi to endoplasmic reticulum
Cellular component (GO): ER to Golgi transport vesicle membrane; endoplasmic reticulum membrane; late endosome membrane
Molecular function (GO): SNAP receptor activity; SNARE binding
Source: RefSeq, a predicted model, not a curated record